Molecule: messenger RNA, 1602 nt
Organism: Ambispora leptoticha
Lineage: Eukaryota; Fungi; Glomeromycota; Glomeromycetes; Archaeosporales; Ambisporaceae
Source: the annotation of a GenBank genome assembly
AUGGCAUUUCUAAAGAUUCAAAAUAUCAAAUGGAAAUACGCUAAAGUUACCACAGAGGUGCACAACGAAAAAUGUAACGAUGAAGAAAAAAAUCCAAUCGAGCUUGAAAUAAUUGAAAACGAAGAAGAUAACGUACCAUUAUUACAGAGUACCGAUAAUGAGACGAGCUGUACGGAUUUAAAAACGCUGAGACGAAUUCCUGACGAUAUUCCACCUGCAACGUGGUACAUAGUAUUAUGCGAAUUAUGUGAAAGAUUUACAUAUUACGGAGUUUCUGGUCCAUUUCAAAACUAUAUUCAAUUCCCAGCGCCAAAGAGUCCUGGAGAGCAAUCAGGAGCAAUUGGAAAGGGACAACGAACAGCCACCGCCCUAUCGCUAUUUUUCAGUUCCUUUUCCUAUGUCACCCCAAUAGUUGGAGCAAUAAUAGCGGAUCAAUACCUUGGAAAAUACAAAACUAUCUUGUAUUUCAGCGUGAUCUAUAUAACUGGUCUAUCGAUAUUGACAAUAACAGCCACUCCAGCAGCGACCUCAAUUGGCGCAUCCUUACCAGGACUCGUGUUUGCAAUGAUAAUCAUUGGACUUGGCGCAGGCGGAAUCAAAACAAACGUUUCAGUAAUGGUCGCCGAACAAUAUACAAAAAAGAAGCCAUUUAUUCGAACAUUGAAAAGCGGCGAGAAAGUGAUUGUUGAUCCAACAUUAACCAUUCAAUCGAUCUUCGCUUGGUUUUACGUGGCUAUCAACGUGGGAGCUAUCUCGCCAAUUGUUACUACAACAGCGGAAAAAUAUCAUUCUUUUUGGUUGGCUUACCUGAUCCCAAUGAUUAUCUGUUUGAUCUCAGUGAUCAUAUUUUACCUUGGUCGUAAUAAAUAUGUGCACACACAACCAUCACCAAAUGGAUCAGUUAUCCUCAAUGCGAUCAAAGUACUUCGAAUUACUCUGAAAAAUAAACGAGACUUUGAAAAAGCAAAACCAUCACAAAUGAUUCAAGAUGAGCGAGAGAAAAAUGAGGUUUCGUGGGAUGAUCAAUUUGUCGAUGAAUUACGUUCAGCUAUCAAGGCAUGUCGUGUGUUUACCUUCUAUCCACUCUAUUCUGCCGCCUUCCAUCAAUUAUACGCCAAUUUAGUAUCUCAAGCGGCGACAAUGCGACCUGGGAUUCUUCCCAAUGAUAUCAUGAGCAGCAUUGAUCCAAUAUCUUUUAUUAUUAUCACUCCGUUGAUUGAUAAAUAUUUUUAUCCUUUUCUGCGGGGAUAUGGAAUUUCAAUGGGAUCAAUUACGCGAAUUUUUAUUGGGCUGAUGUUUGCGUCGACCGCAAUGAUGUUUAGUGCAGUGAUUCAAUGGUCGAUUUAUAAUACGGGACCAUGUUAUCGAAAUACACAUUGUUUAGUUGAUGGUAAAGCUACUUAUAAUGAUAUCAGUAUUUGGUGGCAAGCUCCAAUUUAUAUCAUGUUGGCAAUUUGUGGUGGAGCAGCAAUUGGAUUAUUGAUCGUCCCAUUGGCUCAUGACCCAUAUAAUGUAUACGUGUAUGUGAUUCUCUCGUUGACCACUUUUACCGCGGCAUCGCUGAUGUUUAUCUUGUAUCGAAAAUAUGAUGAUGAUGAAUGA